AUGUCUCCCGCAGCUGGCGCAAACGAAAAGGAGUCCAACCUCGCCCGAGUGCUUGGUUCCGGCUCUGCUGGUAUCGCCGAGUUGGCCGUCUUCCACCCCGUUGAUACAAUCGCCAAGCGACUGAUGAGCAACCAGACCAAGGUACGCAUUGCGCUCCAAACCGCCGACACCGACCGGCGCCUUUUCCUCCACCGCCCUGCUCUCUCGUACCUCGGUGUUCUAACUGCUUUUACAAACCAGAUUGCCAAUGCCGGCGAACUGAACAAGGUCAUCUUCAAGGACAAGGCCGCUGCGCCCAUCGGCCGCAAGUUCUUCUCCCUCUUCCCCGGUCUCGGCUACGCUGCCGGCUACAAGGUUCUCCAGCGUGUAUACAAGUAUGGCGGUCAGCCUGUGGCACGCGACUGGCUCAGCCAGCACUACGGCAAAGAUUUUGAGAACACUUUCGGCAAGAAGACUGGCAAGGCUGUCAUGCACUCGACGGCUGGCAGUUUGAUUGGUAUUGGUGAAAUUGUCCUCCUACCCCUCGAUGUCCUCAAAAUCAAGCGUCAGACCAACCCCGAGGCUUUCCGUGGCCGUGGUGUCCUGAGAAUUAUCGGCGACGAAGGCUUCGGAUUGUACCGUGGCUGGGGAUGGACCGCUGCCAGAAACGCCCCUGGUUCCUUUGCUCUGUUUGGUGGCUCUGCCUUCGCUAAGGAGUACCUCUUCCACCUGCAAGACUACAACAAGGCCACUUGGUUCCAGAACUUUAUCGCAUCCAUUGCUGGUGCCUCUGCCUCGCUUGUUGUCUCUGCUCCCCUCGAUGUUAUCAAGACUCGUAUCCAGAACCGCAACUUUGAGAACCCCGAGAGCGGUUUCCGUAUCCUGUCCAACAUGGCCCGCCACGAAGGCUUCUCCAGCUUCUUCAAGGGUCUUGUGCCCAAGCUCCUCAUGACGGGCCCCAAGCUGGUCUUCUCCUUCUGGCUGGCUCAGACCUUGAUUCCGGCCUUUGAUACCAUGUUCCGGAAGUGA
This is a messenger RNA of Cordyceps fumosorosea ARSEF 2679, 1008 nucleotides long. RefSeq names its product Mitochondrial carrier domain protein. Gene Ontology annotation, cellular component: mitochondrion. The coding region runs from base 1 to 1008 and encodes 335 amino acids. The record is from RefSeq and is a predicted model, not a curated record. Gene Ontology annotation, molecular function: guanine nucleotide transmembrane transporter activity. The transcript is spliced from 6 exons. NCBI's taxonomy places the organism in Eukaryota, Fungi, Ascomycota, Sordariomycetes, Hypocreales, Cordycipitaceae.